AUGACCUUUUUAUUAAUAUAUAAUAAUUUCCACGUUUAUCUAUAUAUAGUUUUUUUUGUUUAUAUUUUGUUGUUCCCUUGUUGUCGUGCUACUUCUUUUUCAUGUUCUUAUGGAGAGUAUUUGAAAAAUAAUAAAUGUUAUCCUUGUGAAGAAAAUAGAUAUUCAAGUUAUAAAAACGCAGAAGGUUGUUUUAAGUGUCCUCCUUCAAGUUUUCAUAAGAAAUUAGGUGUAAAGUCAAUUCAUGAAUGUAUAUGUGAAAAGAAUUAUUAUUUGAACUACCUAAGAAAUAGUUGUGAUAGGUGUGUAGAUUUAAAUAAUAAUAUUUCUUCUUCAUUUUAUUGUAAAGAAGGUUUAAAUAUUUUGGAAAUAGAUUAUAUGAAAUUAUUUUCUGUCAAUAAUAAGGAGAAUAUUACUUUUUAUGAUAUGGUUGAUACUUGUUAUGCAACUAAAGAUAUAAAAAAUAUAUAUCCAUAUAUAAAUAAUAAUAUAUAUAUUUAUUGUAAGAGACCUAAUAUAUGUUUAAAUACAUGUGGUAUGUGUGCUACAAAAUAUGAAGGUUAUUUAUGUGAUAAUUGUAUAGAUGAUUAUUAUAAAAAUAAUAUAUAUAUAAAAUAUUCAAAUUGUAAAAAAUGUUAUUCUUCUAUUAUUUUUAUUUUAUUCAUUUUUAUUAUAUAUUCAAUUGUAAUAUUUUAUUUUUUCAUAUGUAUAAUACAUAAAUGUAUAAAUAUAAGCUUAUAUUUUUAUCAUUAUAAUAUAUAUAAAAAGGGUACUAUAUAUUUCUUACAUUACUUUAGACAAUUUGUUUUUUAUUUAUCACUUAUGUUGAUUUUAGCUCUUUCAAAUGAUUUGACAGAAAGUGAAAGAGAAAAUUAUAAUAUUUUAUCUAUAAAAAAUAAUGAAGCUAUUCCAUACAAUUUACAUAGUGGCGAUAUAACAAAGAAUUAUUAUAUGAAUAUAUAUGUGCAUAAUUUAUUUUAUGAUUUUAUAAAAUUAUUGUUUCUACAUUUUAUAAAUCUUUUACCUAUUAAAUGUUUCCUAAAAAAUAUAAAAAAUGACAAAAACGUUUAUGUAAUAUCACAAAUUGAUUGGAUACAAUUAGUUGUAAGUAUAUAUAUUUUUUUUCUUUUCUGUUUUUUUACGAUAAUAUGUAAUGUGAUAUAUUUGUGUGUCAUGAGAAGAAUGACAUACAAUAAUUUGUUAGUUGAAGGAGAACAAAAAGAAGACGUAUAUAUAAAUGUAAAAGUAAAUAUAAAUGAAGAAACACUACACAAGGGUUAUAAUCCAAAUUGUGUUCAUGAACAGAAGAAAAGAAGAAAUCCUUGUUAUUUUUUUGAAUAUAUAAUGUUUUUUUUAAGGAAAACCAAAAUAAAAUACUUUUUUGGUUAUUAUAUAUAUACAAUGUUCAUUUCGAAUUAUUGUUAUUUUGAUUAUAUAGAAAAAAAUGAAGAUUCUAUAAAAAAAUCGUUUCUUGAACAUUACAACAGGGUUACCUUUUUAAAAAGUAGUAUACAAAUAUAUUAUUAUCAAUAUAUUUUUAUAACAUUAUAUAUUUUUAAUUCUUUGAUAAUGUUUAUAUAUCUUUCACCUUAUAUAUGUAUAUCUAUGUUUAAAAGUAAUAAAAGUUAUUAUGAUCCUCCUACUUUUUGUUAUGAUAAGAGAGAAGAAAAUUUUUAUAAAUAUCUUGGAAUAUUUAUUAUUUUUUCAUUCUGUUUUGUAUUCUAUAUGAUGGUGUUUGUUUGUCUCUAUAGAAUGAAUUAUAAUAAUAAUAAUAAUAAUAGAUUUAGAUAUGUAUAUAUAUUUGGAUUUUAUACCUUUUUAUAUAAAAAUAAUAAAUAUUAUUAUUACAUUUUAAAAAUAUAUUUUCUCAAUAUUUUAUUCAUAUUUGUUAUUCAAAUGAAAGAUCACUUAAGUAGUCUCAUCAUUAUUUCCUUUUUGUUUCUUGUUUUUAUUUGUGUCUCUUUAUUUAUUGAUCCUUUCAUAAAAUUAUAUAACUACAAUAUAAAAUUUGAAAGUAUGUUAUUUAUGUUUUUAUUUUUUUUAAGUAUACAACUAGAAAUAAUAAGAUUAAUAACGUAUCAUAUAUUAUUACGAAUAUAUCUUUCUUUUAUUAGUUUAUUUAUAUAUUCCUUCAUUUUGUUUUAUUACAUGUUUUUUAUGAUAAAGGAUGUAUAUGUUUAUUUCUCUCUUUACAUAAAAUAUAUGAAUGGAAAGAAUAAUGAAAAAGAGGGAAAUGACAAAAUAAUGGAUAUAUACUUUUUUUAUUAUUACGUUAAAAAAAAAAUGAAUAUAGAUAUUUCUUUUUAUGAUGUAAGGAAAAAUAUAUCUACAGAAAUAUGUUUGAAAAAAUGUUAUAAUAAUAUGGAGUCAUUUGAAGAUGUAGAAAAAGAUCAAAUUGUUGGAUAUAUAGGAAAGGAUCACAUAGAAUUUAUAUAUGAUCAAUGUAUUUUUAUAUCUCCUUUUAUUGAAGAAACAAUAAUUCAAUGCUUAUUUUUAACUAAAAAUAUAAGGCAUGUAAUUUCUUUAUGUUAUGAUGGGGAUUAUAACAGGAUAUACAAUUUUUUGUUCGAAAAUGGUUACGUUGAAAUUCAAAAAACAUCGGUUGAAAGAUUUUUAUGUAGAUCAAUUUAUAUAUAUCAAAAUAUGUUCAAAUAUAAUACUCCUUUGUUUAUCAAAGAAAUUGUAAACAUAUUUACGACACUUGUUAAGAAGCUUCAGUGUUUCAAGGAUGUGUAUAUACGCGAGUGCAUAGCCAAGCGAAUAAGAGAAAAAUAUAAAAUGAACGAAAUUUAUGUAGGGAAGAAAAAAAAAUUUGACGAAAAUUAUGAAGAGAAACAUAUCAAUACUUUUUUGUGUAACCUGAGAUGUUUGAAUAAAAAUGCAGAUGUGAAAAAUGAGAAAUUUAUAAAAUUAUUCCCCAAUAUAGGUAAAGUUGUCCCUCAAAUUUUGCCAACGAAAAAAAAAUAA
Molecule: messenger RNA, 2964 nt
Organism: Plasmodium gaboni
Lineage: Eukaryota; Apicomplexa; Aconoidasida; Haemosporida; Plasmodiidae
Product: putative membrane protein
Exons: 5
Coding region: 1-2964 (987 amino acids)
Source: RefSeq, a predicted model, not a curated record